AUGAAGACCUUCACCACUGCUCUCGUCGCCAGCUUCGCUGCCCUCGCCCAGGCCGUCAAGCUCACCAACAGUGACUUCUCCGUCACCGCCGGCCAGCCUUUCACCAUCACCUGGUCCGAUGCUACGGGCCCCGUCACCCUGACCCUCAAGAACGGUGCCAGCACCGACCUCAAGACCGUUGCCGCUAUCACCUCCGGUGCUACUGGUACUUCAUUCACCUGGACUCCCUCGGCCAGCCUUCCCUCCGACACCUACGCCAUUGAGAUCUCCGAUGGCACUGAGACCAACUACUCCGGCCAGUUCCCCGUUGUCGGUGCUUCCGGCUCCGCCACCGCCACCGCCUCCGGCUCUGCCAGCGCUACCGCCUCGGCCACUGCCUCCGCUUCUGCCUCCGCCUCUGCCUCUGCUUCUGCUACGGCCACUCUGACCAUCACCUCCUCCGCUUCUGAGACUGCCUCUGAGACCGCUGCCACCGCUUCUUCUGCUGCCAACUCUACCAUCGCCUCUACUGUCUCCACUAGCACCCGCAGCACCCGUGUCUCUUCUUCCACCUCCGGCUCCACCACUGCUCCCACCACCGUCCCCGGCUCUGACGCCGGCCGUAUUGGCUCCCCCAUUGCCCUCAUCGGCCUUGCCGUUGCCGCUAUGCUGUACAUCCAGUAA
Colletotrichum karsti is the source of this 663-nucleotide messenger RNA. RefSeq lists its product as uncharacterized. Bases 1 to 663 code for a protein of 220 amino acids. NCBI's taxonomy places the organism in Eukaryota, Fungi, Ascomycota, Sordariomycetes, Glomerellales, Glomerellaceae. The record is from RefSeq and is a predicted model, not a curated record. The transcript is spliced from 3 exons.